Folsomia candida is the source of this 1104-nucleotide messenger RNA. RefSeq lists its product as uncharacterized. The record is from RefSeq and is a predicted model, not a curated record. Lineage: Eukaryota; Metazoa; Arthropoda; Collembola; Entomobryomorpha; Isotomidae. The coding region runs from base 53 to 1072 and encodes 339 amino acids. The transcript is spliced from 4 exons.
CAUAGCUCACGCCUAUGCCACCCUCAAUGCUGUUUAUCUUUUUUCCACGAGCAUGGGUCAGCGAGAACGUCAAAUUCAGGAAAAUCCCUCCGAACUUUUCACAAUCGCGACAAAUUCCAUGUUCGCAUUCGCAUUUGUAAUCUAUAUCCACAUUACUUGGUUCAAACGGGAUGGAUUAGCCAAUCUGUACAACGUGUGUCAUAAUAAUGACCACUUUCGCGUGCCGAAAAGGACGAAGGCGAAUUCAGUAGUUUAUAAGGAAACAGCCCUUGUCCUCAUUGGCACCCUAAUUAUGGCCUACCUCGCAAUCUUUGGCGUCACUGGGGAUCAGUAUGUCGUAGUUCUAGACCAAUUCGCACAAGCCAUUGAGGACGCAAUUUUUGGAACUGAAGCCCAAGUCAACAAAUUCAUAUCGGGCUUAAUUUACUUCUCUGUAGCAAUUCAGUUUUGCUACAUGUCCAUAUUUUCGCACUUUGUGGUCAUCAUAUUUCCCGACAUGGCGUGCCUUGCGAUCUUUGAUAUUGGGAAGAAUUGUGCCAAGUUUUUAAAAGAGAAUCCUGACUUGGAAUUUCAUCAGAUACGAACGUACAUAAGAAACGUUCAAAGCCUCGUAUCCAACAUUAAUUCCAUCGUCCAAUUUCAAAUCCUUCUUUUUGUCAGCAACGCUGGAGUAAAUUUGACGAUCGCCCUGCUCGAUGUGCUUGAUCCGGUCGACACCCAAAUUAGAAUUUCGUCCUCUGUUUAUUCGACGGCUUUUAUCGUUAUGAUUUUACUGACAGCUAAUAGUGCGUCGCAGAUGGAGAAGUUGUCAGAUUAUAUUUACGACAGGAGAGACCGUCCAGGUUAUCGAGAAAAUGCGGACGUGCUCGUUCUCCUAUCGGACCUUGAAACGAACCCGAUUGCAUUGAAAUCAUUCAAAUUUCCGGUGACGUAUGGAUUCAUCGUGACGGUGAAAUUGUUUUUCAUGAAAUUGGAGUUAAAUUUCUGUGAAUUUUAUAUAUGUAUGUGCGUAUUUUGUUUUCAAGGUGCUUUCAACAUCUCUGACAUAUUCCGUUAUCCUGCUCCAGUUUAGAGUCUCGACAAAUAGUGGUCAAUCUUAAUUAA